Gongylonema pulchrum is the source of this 705-nucleotide messenger RNA. NCBI's taxonomy places the organism in Eukaryota, Metazoa, Nematoda, Chromadorea, Rhabditida, Gongylonematidae. The record is from the annotation of a GenBank genome assembly.
AUGGAUGAGCCAUCAACGAAACGCGCGAAAGUCGAGGGAGAAAUGAAUGGCGAGAAGACCGAAACCGAAUCAGCUCAAGAUUUUGAUUCUGCAACACGGAAAAUUCUGGAGCAGGUGGACCAGGUUGAGCAGAAGUACAAUUCACUUCGGAAGCCUUUCUUCGACAAACGCAACGACCUCGUCCGUGACAUUCCCAAUUUCUGGGUCACAGCGUUUGUUAACCACCCGCACAUCGGUGUGAUACUGACUGAAGAAGAGGAAGAAUGUCUGCACUACCUGACAACAGUUGAGGUAGAGGAAUUCGACGACAUCAAAUCCGGAUACAGGAUCAAGCUGACGUUCGACGACAAUCCGUUCUUUGAAAACACACAGAUUGUGAAGGAGUUUUCACUGGGUAAUUUGGAACCGACGUGCACGACAACUGAAAUCAAAUGGAAGCCGGACAACGAUCUCACCAAGAAGUCCAAGGGAAGCGAGUGCUGCGCUCCAAUACGAAAAUCGUUUUUCACUUGGCUGGCAGAGAAUGGUGAUGCAGCGAACGAUCAGACCGCUGAAGUUAUAAAGGAUGAUCUCUGGCCAAAUCCGCUGCAUUACUUUCUGGUGUCAGACUCGGAAGAACUUGGGGGUGGAUCGGACAAUGAGGAUGAAAACUAUGAUGACGAACUGGAAGAAGCGGAUGAUGCCGGGGAAGAUAAUGAUGACUAG